This is a messenger RNA of Cucumis melo (muskmelon), 2689 nucleotides long. RefSeq lists its product as uncharacterized. NCBI's taxonomy places the organism in Eukaryota, Viridiplantae, Streptophyta, Magnoliopsida, Cucurbitales, Cucurbitaceae. The transcript has 2 exons. The record is from RefSeq and is a predicted model, not a curated record. Bases 298 to 2646 code for a protein of 782 amino acids. Gene Ontology annotation, biological process: reciprocal meiotic recombination.
AGCUAAAAUGCGCCACUUUCCAUUUUUCUUUCCCUCCUUUCAUUUGCUUUUUUUUUUUUUGUCUCCAAUUGCUUUCCUUCAACAACACUUCCCAAAGCCUUUUCUCCUCACCUCUCAUUUGUUUCUGUUCUUUCAUGAUCUGCCAUGAAACCUUAGGGCUCCUCAAGUUGAUCCUCUCGUGACUUAGAAACUGAAUUUCCUCUUCAUUUCAUUUUUAUGCGUUCGUUUCUCAGAUUGAUUCCCUAACCAACAACAAUUCGUCUUUGUUUGUGACCGGAUGUGCUCCACCGGCGUUCCAUGGCUUCUCCGGCAACAACUACUCAUCUCAACUUCUCCUCCUCUUCCUCUCUCCCCCAGUCUCAGAGGUCAUCACUGAGGUUCAGUAGGAAUCGGAUAAAAUUUUGUUAUAGCACAAAUCAGAAGAGAAGAUCUCAUCCCCUGAAGGUUGUCCAGUCAGUCCUGAAUAACUGCAAGUCUAAUUUAAACGACAAUGGAGCAAGUGAGGAAGCAAAACUGCUUCUGGAGAGAUUGUAUGCUCAGACACAGAGAUUGGAAGAACAUGUAAGCAAAGAUCCUCACUUCCCACGAGAUGUAUGGCUAGGGCUCAGUCUUGAAAAUCUCGAGUCUGAUCUCCAGGCUGCAUUGGCAGUAUUGAAAAAGAAAGAAGAAGAUCUACAAGAUGCAAAAAGAACGAUUCUAUUAGAACGAAGUCAAUUAAACAAUGCAAGGGAGAAGUUGGAGAAACAGGAGGAAGAAAUUACUGUUGCUUAUCGUAAACAGCAAGAAUUAGAAGAUGAGCUUAAACAAGCAAAUCUAAACUUAGCUUCUCAAGCUAGACUGAUUGACGAAUUAAAACUACAAAUUAGGGAGAAAGACGAGGGGAUUGCUGCAGUUGAAUCUGCCCUUGCUUUGAAAGAAGAUGAGUUGAAGAGAAUGGGAGCUGAUUUGGCCAUGAAGAGUGAAGAAGCUUUAAAGACAAACUGUGAACUUAAAUCUAAGUCCCAGCUUCUGACGGAAGCCAACAAAGUCGUGAAAAGACAAGAAGUUGAGCUACAAAUGCUUAAAAAGGCUGUGGUAGAGAAAGAAAAAGAACUUGAACUUUCUGUAAAGCUGCAAAAACUUGAAAUGGAGAGAGUGGAAGUUGUAGAGAAAAAUUUGGAGAAGAGGACCAUGGAAUGGUUGUUAGCACAGGAAGAAUUGAAGAAAAUGAAAAAAGAGGCAUCUAAGCAAACAGUAGAGAUGAAUAAAACCGUGAACGACUUCAACCGUGUAAAGAAGCUUCUCGCCGAUGUAAAAAGUGAGUUGGUUUCUUCUCAAAAGUCUCUUGUGUCCUCCAGAAAGAAAAUUGAAGAACAAGAAGAUAUUCUUAAGAGGCAAAUGGCAGAACUUGAAGAACAAAAGAAGGGUAUCAAUACAUAUAUGUCGAGUCUAAAAGAUGCUCAAAUCGAAGUAGAGAGUGAAAGAGUAAAGCUUAGAUUCGUAGAGGCUCAUAACAAGGAGCUCGAGCGUGACUUGUUGAAGGAAAAGGAGCUCACUGAUGAGCUACAGCAACAACUGAAGAGAGAGAAAUCCUAUCUCCAGCAGGCAACUGAGGAGAAAUCACUUCUACAGAAUGAGCUAGAGCAUAAACAUAUCGAGUUCGAGAAAACUCACAAACUCCUUCAAGACAAAGCGUCGGAGUUGGUCGAGGCCAAGUUAGAGAUCCAGCAUUUGAAAUCCCAACAGGUUUCUCUUCAACUUCUUCUGGAGGAGAAAGACUUGGAAAUACUUGAUGCACAAAAGAAAAUCGAGAAUUUAAAUCAGGAAAUCAUUGAGUUACAAACACUUAUGAGUAGUAAAGAGGCCCAGCUUGAUCAGACAACUGCUAUGCUGAAAGAGAAAGACGAGCGUGUUGAGAUAAUGCAGAACGAACUAAACGAUACAAAGCUCAAAAUUUCCGAAGCUGAAGCAGCAGUAGAACACAUUGUGGAUCUCACAAAUAAAUUGGUGAUCUCCAUCAAAGACGGCGACGACGACAACAGCGUUUUGAAACUGAACGAAAAUCUUAGCCUCAAUCUACAGCAGCAGUUAUUCAAGAAACCUACCGAUAACUUAAGACUACAGAAGAAACAGCUCGAAACUGAGCUAGAACUCACCAAGGAAAGCUUGAGACGUAAAGAAAUGGAGAUUCUAGCUGCAGAAAGAUCCCUGACGGUUAAAGACGAGGAACUAAAGACCGUUCAGGAAAGAUUAGAGGCAAAGGAGAAAGAAUUUGAGAAGAUGAAGGAAGAGAUGGAUGAAGAAACGAAGCAUCAUACAUUGCCACAAGACAAUGCUGGAGGAGAGGACAACAAAAUUGGAGGAGACUUGGAAAUUGAAAGGCUUCAAUUUGAAGCUGCUCAGUUAGAGAUCGAAGCAGCUACUAGCGCUCUUCAAAAACUCACGGACAUGAGCCGAGAUCUUCUGAAUAAAGCUGGUCGUAGCCUCGAGGCCGAUAUCGAAUCAAGAAGCAUUCAUAUUCAGCAGCACGACGACUAUAACGAUGGCGUUGAUGACAUUGAUAAUAAUAACUCAAGAUUCAAUGAAGUGAAGGUAGAAGUUUCCCGUCUUUCAUCUCUAACUGAACAGCUCUUGAAAGAAGCUGGUAUAUUUGUUGAUGCGGAUUAGUGGAGGCUUAUUGAAAUGAAUAAAAGGAAGGUUUGGUGUAAAA